AUGAUAGGUGCCAAGAAUGAAAUAAAAAAAAAUUAUAAACGGAAAAGAAAUUACGUAGAAGAAAACAAACAUAACUUUUACAAAAAAUGUAAUAAUGGAACAAAUAAAACGAAUGUGAUGGAAAAUACCAACAAGGAGAAUGGAGGAGAGGCCUACAGUUGUAACUUAAAUAACAAAUACAUAUUUGAAGGAAGUGUGAAAAUAAAAAAUAAGAGUAAUAACAUUUUUUAUAACAAGGUACAGGUAUUUAAUCGUGAUAUGAGUAUUAUUCUAAUAAAGGCGUUAGAGAUAUAUUUAAAAAAUAAAAACAAAGAUAAGGAGAAGAUUUUAUUUAGAGGAUUUAAUGUCGUUGAAUUGUUAAGUGCAAGUGGAAUAAGAAGCAUAAGAUAUGUGAAGGAAUUACAAGAAACGAUAAAUCACAUUAUUGCAAAUGAUAUUGAUAAAUACGCUUGUAAGCAAAUAAGAAGAAAUUUUAAAAGAAAUCAGAUUAAUAAAGAAAAGUAUACCAUUCUAUGCAAUGACGCAAAUAGUGUCAUGAAUAUAUUAAAUAUUGACAAUAUUUAUGGAAAGAAAAGAAGUAAUAAGAAAUUAGACAUUGGAUUUUCGUACAUCAACAAUACAACGGAUUAUAAUGACUACUUUAGGGAAGCUUUGAAAUUUUUAAAAUAUUUAACUAAUUACAAUAGAGUCAAGUCGGAUGAUGUUAGGGAAGAAAAGCCGAACAAUAGCAUAGAUAAUAACAGGGUCUAUACCAAUGAUGCUAAUAAUGAGACUAACAUGAAUCAUAACAAUGACACUAACAUGGAUCAUAACAAUGACACUAACAUGGACUAUAACAAUGACACUAACAUGGACUAUAACAAUGACACUAACAUGGACUAUAACAAUGACACCUUGAAUGAUAGGAAUAAUAAGAACAAGAAAAGUGCGAAUAAUAAUUACGUUGAAGAUCAUGAUCAUUUGCAGGAAAGUGAUUCAACGGCAUUUUCAUCCAGUGACGAAACUGUUACAAACAUUGACGCAUCAAAUGAGGCGUACAAUAAAACGGAGAACAGCAGUUAUACUCGCGUUAACAAUGCAUAUUUGGCUGUUGGUGGAAAUGAACCCAUUGAUAGGGAAACCAAAAAUGAAAUAAACCAAAUUGAGAAGAUCCAAAACACAGGGGUAACACAAAACAUAGGAGAUAAAAAUAACUUGAGUGAAAGACAAAUGGAAGAAAUAAUUAAAAAUAACAAAAUUAUGGAAAAGUACAUGUUUGAUAUAAUAGAUAUAGACCCAUACGGGUCGUCGUUGGAAUAUCUUGAAAGCUGCUUAAAAUAUGGAAGAAGCAAUUUCUUUAUUUUAAUAACUAAUACAGAUAUGAGAGUACUAAAUGGAAAAUUCCCAGAUGUUUCUUUUUAUAAAUACAAUAGUAUGAUAUUUAGUCAAAAAGUAAAUUACAAUAAGGAAUAUUGCAUAAGAGUAUUAUUUUAUAAAAUAAAAACUAUUGCAGCAAAAUAUAAGAAAUGUGUUAUCCCGUAUUCUUCCCUUAAUAUUGAUUUUUAUAUUCGUAUAUUAAUACAAGUAUUAGAUGAUGCACUACAGACAAAGGACCUUUGUAUUGAUAGUGGUUUGGUCUACCAAUGCAAUAACUGCUGUAGCUUUUACAUUAAUCCCAUGGCAUCUAAGAAAGAUGUUAACCUAUCAGAUAUAGAAAAUAACAAACAUUCGAAGAAAAGAAGAAGAAACAAAAGGAAUGCUAUUUUUUCAAAUGCGAAGAAGAAUAAUCAUACUUUUGAAGAAACUGGACAUGGACCUGCAGAACUAAACACUUUGAAUGACCAUGAGCACAAUCAUGAAUCUGAGAAUAUGACAGUUGAAUAUAUUGAAGACGAUGUGGUAGAUGAUGGUACAACAGAAAAUGUGGAAAAUGGAAAUAAUAUCGAUAAAUUGGUACAUGAUGACAUUGUCGAAAAAGAAGAAAAUUUUAAAAAAUCCUUAAAUGGAGAAUAUCCAGAUAACAAGAGAAAUAGUGUGAAUAUCGAAUUCACACAAAAUGCAGGAGAUGUGAAUGCAGAUAUAGUUAGUGCUAUUGCAGAGAGACCAUUUCAAAAAGAAGAAUAUGAAAAGGAUGAGAACCCCAUUAUUUGUCAUAGGUAUAAAUGCAGCAAGUUAAACAUUUCAAAUAAAUGUAUGGAAUGUGGAGGAGAUAUAUUAUUAGGUGGACCAAUUUAUAUCGGAAAAUUACACAAUGAUGACUUUAUUCAUACGUGCAUAUCGUUACUAGAAAAUUUGGAAGAAUAUAAUUUAAAUACGAUAAAAUCUAGAGAAAGAAUAUUAAUAAAUUUUAGAUGCUUAAAACAAGAAAUAAAUGUUCCCUUGUAUUAUAAUUUACCAUCCUUAUUCAGAAAUUUUAAAAUUUGCUCAUUUUCAAGACGAUUGCUAGUGAACGCAUUGUUGAAUUUGAAUUAUCAAGUUUCUUAUUUUCAUAAAGAUCCAGAUAGUGUAAAAACAAAUGCACCCAACAGUGUUUUCAUGGAUAUAUUUCGCGCUAUUAUUUAUAAAAUAAAUUCCAAAAAAAGAAAAUCGAAUACUGUAGAACCUGGAAAAGAUGAAAUAAAUUCCCAGAACAAUAACAACGAAGGGACUGAAGAUAGAUCAAAAAAAAUAUAUUCUAUAAAUACCAUAAAGGAUGAAAAAUUAAGAGAAAAAUUAUUAUCAUAUGAAUUUUUCAAAAAAAAUUCAGCCUUUGAUAACAUAGACAUUUCUAAUUAUAAGAAAAACGACAAUGUGCAUAUGAAACUGUUCACUUUACAGAACCCUGAGCCAUUUUGGGGACCAAUGAAAAAGCAUCAUGAGAAAAAUUAA
Molecule: messenger RNA, 2847 nt
Organism: Plasmodium gonderi
Lineage: Eukaryota; Apicomplexa; Aconoidasida; Haemosporida; Plasmodiidae
Product: N(2),N(2)-dimethylguanosine tRNA methyltransferase
Exons: 1
Coding region: 1-2847 (948 amino acids)
Biological process (GO): tRNA N2-guanine methylation
Cellular component (GO): nucleus
Molecular function (GO): RNA binding
Source: RefSeq, a predicted model, not a curated record